Octopus sinensis (East Asian common octopus) is the source of this 814-nucleotide messenger RNA. RefSeq names its product neurotrypsin-like. The record is from RefSeq and is a predicted model, not a curated record. Bases 1 to 642 code for a protein of 213 amino acids. Lineage: Eukaryota; Metazoa; Mollusca; Cephalopoda; Octopoda; Octopodidae. The transcript is spliced from 5 exons. Gene Ontology annotation, cellular component: membrane.
AUGAAUUUUCCAGAAAGUCCAGUAACCGUGAGACUCAGCAACAGUUCGUACGGAAGAGUUGAAGUAAAUUUUAACAACCAGUGGGGUACAAUAUGUGACAACUUUUGGAACGACAACGCAGCUAGCGUCAUUUGCAGAAUGCUGGGAUACAGGAUAGGAAAUACGAUUCCCAGGAACAAACGGUCGAGCGGAGUAGGAAGGAUCUGGUUGGAUCAGGUACAAUGCACCGGUAUUGAAAACAACAUCAAAUAUUGCCAGCAUCGCUCUUGGGGUUCUCAUGACUGUUCGCAUUACCAAGAUGUUUCUGUUGAAUGUCACGAAUCUCUAUACCAGAAUGUUCGGAUAAUCGGAGGACAGUCGAAAGGCCGUGUUGAAGUCUUCCAUAAUGGCAUUUGGGGUACUGUCUGUGACGAUUACUGGAAUGACAAAGCGGCAAUAGUCGUUUGCAAGGCUCUGGGCUUCAGGACUGGUAAAGGCUUGCUAGGGAAGCGCACACCAGACGGUACGGGGAAAAUGUGGUUAGAUGACGUUAAAUGUACAGGAAAUGAAAACAGUUUGGAUGACUGCACACACAAGCCCUGGGGUUCGUCAGAUUGUACACACAGUGAAGAUGCUGGAGUUGAAUGUUUUAAUCGCAUCUAACAACGUUAAAAACGGAAAAUACAAACAAGAGAUCUGGAGUGCUCAACACUGAGCUGAUCACGUGAAUGAAAACGUCAUCCACCAAAGACAUAAACUAAUACAGUUUGUAGUUGUCGACAAAUUACAAGAGUCUCAUUCUUUUCCUUUCCUUCUCUCCUUGCUCUUUCUCUCU